This is a messenger RNA of Venturia canescens, 5805 nucleotides long. RefSeq names its product Neurospecific receptor kinase (gene Nrk). Bases 444 to 2390 code for a protein of 648 amino acids. Gene Ontology annotation, biological process: positive regulation of phosphatidylinositol 3-kinase/protein kinase B signal transduction; cell surface receptor protein tyrosine kinase signaling pathway; protein phosphorylation. Gene Ontology annotation, cellular component: signaling receptor complex; plasma membrane. The transcript is spliced from 6 exons. The record is from RefSeq and is a predicted model, not a curated record. Lineage: Eukaryota; Metazoa; Arthropoda; Insecta; Hymenoptera; Ichneumonidae. Gene Ontology annotation, molecular function: ATP binding; Wnt-protein binding; transmembrane receptor protein tyrosine kinase activity.
GUCACUCCAGUGGCCAAGCUAGUCUCACGCCAAACUCACAGAUGGGAGACUAGCUAAAAAGUUGAAGAACAAGAAGAUCCGCUAACCUUGAAAUCAUUAGAUUUUCAACACAAAACAAACUGACGCUUUGUUCACGGCAUUUCUGAGUGAAAUUCUUCCAUCUAUCUUACAGUUGAUUGUAUUUAGCAAAAUGUCGGAAUAUUUAUAUCUGAUUAUAUAGUUGAUACCGUUGUAGAUAUUUACCUCAUGCUGCUACCGCUAUUCGGGUUUUGUGCCACGAACAAACGCUCAAUCAAUUUACAAUGUUUUUUAUACUUUUCUGACGGAAAUCUUUUCGGCUCUAAUUACAAAAUCUAAAAAUAAUGCUUGUUUUGUGCAUUAAGAGUACACCUUCGAAUAUUAAUUGGGAUAUGGUAUACUAGUACAGAGUGAUUAAUUGUAACAUGAUUCUUUGGAUUACUUUCGUCGUUAUCACUUAUUUAAUUAACGACGCAUAUCCAACUCGAUCAGUUUCAGAAGGAUACUGCGAUGUUUAUAAUGGACAAAUAUGUAAAAAGUAUCUUACUGGAAUUGGCAAAGUCUGGUACCAUAAUACUACUGAUAAUCUUAAUGGUUGGCUGAAUGAACGCAUUACCACCGAUCUGUGGGAAGAUCUUAUUCAAAAACUUAAAGAACCAUGUCGGUCUGCAGCAGAGAAAAUCCUCUGCAUGUAUGCGUUUCCACUGUGCGAUGGGCUUGUAAAACUACCACUUUGCUAUGAAGAUUGCAUGGCGGUUCGUCACGAAUUUUGUUUCAAUGAUUGGGCUCUCAUCGAAGACAACAAGCAAAGAGGAAUUUAUAUACGAUCUCGUGGUCAUUUUAGACUACCAGAUUGUGAUGAAUUGCCACAAGUCAAUGAAGAAAAUAUGACUUGUUCUCAUAUUCACUUGACUGAUGUCAAUGAAACGUUGAUUACUUUCGACUGUAUCAGAGAAAAUGGACGUUUCUACAUGGGAAAGAUGAAUCAAACAAAGAAUGGAUAUGAUUGCCAAUCAUGGAACGCUCAAUUUCCCCACAGUCAUGACAAACCACCGAACGUCUUUCGGCAAAUUCGAGAAGGCGAAAAUUACUGUCGAAAUGCUGGAGGAGACGAACCAAUGCCUUGGUGUUUUACCAUGGAUCCACGUGUGCGAUGGCAACAUUGUGAUAUUCCAAUAUGUAAUAAUUCGACUGAUACGGCAGUAAAAAUUGAUCCAAAGAAUUUUAGCAUGGACACUUUUUUCACGCCAACAUUCAUAAUGAUCCUAUCGGCUUUUGGUUUUUUCGUCAUAUUAGGGUCACUGUUGUCAGUAUUUUUUAGCCAAAGAAUGAGCAAGCGUCAUCAAGGAUAUAAUCCCACACACGAUCGGGAACUCAAUAUCGACCUGGACAAGCUACCAAAUAACGAUGCAUACCAUAAAACGGCUGCACAGUUGAAUCCCAAAUUGGAAAUGCUGGAGUUUCCUCGAAAUAACAUAAUAUAUGUCAGAGACUUAGGUCAAGGAGCGUUCGGUCGUGUAUUUCAAGCGAAAGCGCCAGGUCUCGUGCCAGGAGAGGAGUUUACCAACGUGGCUGUGAAAAUGUUGAAAGAAGAAGCGACGGAGGAUCUUCUCGUAGAUUUCGAGCGCGAGGCAUGUCUUCUCGCGGAAUUUGACGAUCCAAACAUUGUGAAACUGUUGGGAGUCUGUGCUUUGGGUCGUCCAAUGUGUCUCCUGUUCGAGUAUAUGGGACGGGGUGAUUUGAACGAAUUUUUACGGUCCUGCUCGCCCGGAAACUAUGUUGUCCGCAGUAUGGAUAAAGAUAGUAAUGUGUCAGAAUCGCGAUUGACACAUAUGGAUCUAAUAAACAUAGCUUGUCAAGUUGCUUCUGGUAUGGUCUAUUUGUCGGACAGAAAAUUUGUUCAUCGCGAUCUUGCUACGAGAAAUUGUCUGAUAAAUGAUCAAAUGGUUGUUAAAAUAGCAGAUUUUGGUUUAUCACAAAAAAUUUAUCUCCAAGACUAUUACAAAGGCGAUGAACAGGACGCCAUUCCAGUAAGAUGGAUGCCCUUGGAAAGUAUUCUUUACAAUAAAUACACGAUAGAGUCAGACGUGUGGGCUUUCGCGGUGUGUUUAUGGGAAAUAUUUAGCUUUGCUUUGCAACCAUAUUACGGCAUGACUCAUGAAGAAGUUGUUAAAUAUAUCAAAGAAGGUAACGUUCUCCAAUGUCCUGAUAAUACACCUCCAUCAAUUUAUGAACUAAUGAAAUUAUGUUGGAAUCGACGGCCUAGCGACAGACCUACUUUCAAAGUCAUUUACCAUACAUUAAAUGCUAUAAAACAGGAGCUGGAGGCUGAUAACAAAUCCGAUAGUGUACCACUUCGCAUCCAUAUAUAAAUCAUUUGAAAUCUAUUUUUCGUAUAUAAAGGGACGUACAAAUUCCUUGUGUCGAUUAAAACAUCGUUGCAAAUAAUUAUCUAGGGUCCACUCUUUGUGUUUUAUGUAAAUGAUUCAUUUUUAGUCGUUUUUGAAAUUUAUGUAUUGACUUUUCGCCUACCUGCAUGACUUCGCUGAAUAACAAAAAACGUUUUUCAUUAUGCUCAAGAAAAAAUGAGAUGGAGGACACUAAUUAUUAUUGUUGAAAAAUCGUUCAUUCGUUGUAAAUUCUUUUCUAUUUUUUGCGAGAUUUAACGUUUUGUAUUGUUCAUAAAUACUUACUAAUUAACCUAAUUUUCAAUUCAAUUUGCCUAAUCGUAAUAUAACAAUUUCAUUUUAUUUCAACUAACUACUAAUAAUUUAUAUCGAUGAUUGGGAUCUCGUGAGAAUCGUCAUCUAUGAUCUUUAAAUGUUGAUAGCUAUCUUUGUAUCAGAUGUCGGGAAGGACUUGGUAUUCAUUUUUUAAUAUAAAAGCGUUUUUCUAUGACUGUGCUAUUCCGAAGUUAUCGAUAUGUUGUCUUAUGCGAUAAACCGAUAAACGAUAAUGCGGUAAUCGACAUAAUUAAUGAUUUAUUCCUGUUUACUCUUGUUCACGGAUAUAGCGAUCAAUCACAAAACCGUUCUUACCUGGCUGUGCGAGCAGAUAGGUGAUUUUAUACACUACUGGAAACAAUGAAAGGAACAAGAAAUUUUCCAACUUUUAAAAGGCUAUAUCUUAGUGAAAAAUAGUCUUAUCACGAUCAAUAAAAAAGCAUUUUAAUCCUUUGAAACAUGGUGGGAUUGUGAAAUCCCACCUUUUCACGUUUCCACAAUCCACCGUGCAUCAAAGGGGUUAAGGUAGAUGGGUAAAGGCUACGUGAUCGUUGCACCAACUAUAUUUUUCGAAAAUUCCGAAAAACGAAAUUUACUUUGAAAUAAUAAUUUUAUUAUUUUAGAAAUAUCGGUAGAGAACCAACAGUUUUCUACAAUUUUAUUAUUAAAAAAAAAAACAUUCAUUUCAAUUAGUGUGGAGCAACAGCUGCCGUUGCUGUGAUAUCACGCUAUUAGUUUGUUUACAAAUUUCAUAAGUUGUUAUGAAGAGUGCUUAAAGUGCUUGUCCACGUGAGAGCAAAUUCUGAAAGUUGCCCUCGCGGGUACUCUCACGACUGCAGUUACUCUCGGCAGCGUGUCCACUGGCGAGUACUACUCUCGAGAGCGACUUUACUCUCACGUGGACAGGCACCUUUAUUGUCCAAAGUAUAAUAUUGCAGUGGAGGAAACUGAAAAAAUGAACGAUAAAAAAGUUUAUCGGAUAAAAAUGGUCGUUUUGUAAAAACUGACAAAAAAAUAUGGCGAAGCAAACGAACGAAAAAAUAUGACCAAAAUGUCCAAUUGAUGUCAACUUUUCGUGUGUGUCAACUUUCAUGUGCCGGAGUCAUAAGUGUCAGAGAAGAGUCGAUAUUGAAUAAUUAAUUUGCGAAUAAGCUACAUGGUAACUAGCGCCCUAAUUUCCAAAUCUAUCCAGUACAUAUUCAGUUUUGCCUACAUCAUCGUCUUUAUUAUCGUGUAAUCUUGGAUAACGAAUAUUCACCUAUCUACCUGAAAGCUAUUUCCUUUAACUUUAAAGACCUUGGGCCAUUUUGGACUCACAGAUUACAGUUGCUGGGGAAUUUCAUGAAAUACCUCAAGAGAAAAAGUUUGCCAUUUUUUUUUCCUUUACGAUUGUGUACAGGACUUGGAAGUUUUUUUCAACUCCAAUCAGUGCAAGCAUCGAGUGAGUUGCUCAUUUAUCUUCAAUUCUGUUUUUUGGAUGUCUUCGUACGAAUUAUUUUUCGGAGAUACCCAUGGUUGAAUGAAAAAAAAAAAAAAUGUAUUCAAUCAUCGGUAUUUCGGCGAAAAAUUAUCGCAAUGAUUCCGGGGACGGUGUUGAACCCUUGAAUAAACACACCUUUAUAUAGUGUGUAUUUUUGACAAAAUUUCUAUUCCAUACUUGAUAUUCAUUUGAAAAAAAAUGGAAAAAUGGUUUUUUACAGUUGUUCAAAAUAUCUGCUGCUAAUUUAUACAUGUAAAUAGAAACACUCGAAUGGAGCAUAAAUUUUAUACUUCGAUGUAUCAACAAUAACCCUAUGAAUUUGAUUGAGUGAACCGUUUUUCUGCCCCGAGCAAUCAAAGUUUUAAAACAAUUAAAGAAACACGAUUACAGAGUCUGAAAAUGGCACAAAUACUAUCAGAAUGAACAGGACGACUUUUCGUCGACUUUUUCUACAAUUUUACAUCAAAUAUCGCCCAAAUUUAAAAAACAACGAGAGACAACAAAAUUUCGGUGUUUGUUCUAGUUUCCAUACACUUGAAGCAUUGUCAUGCAUAAAAAUAAACAUCCUCUAACUUUAUCUCCUGGUAGUACUAAACUAAGACCCCACCGCUUAUGUUCGUUAACGUAUGCUAAACGAGCUCGGUGAUGUCUGGCUGUUAGUAUCAGUACGUGAACGGGAUGUCUUCUUCGCAACCCAGCUUCAUAGAAACGAUGAAUGACUAUCUGGUAUAUGAAAUGUUUGUCUCUAAUACAUGUCAGUGGUUUUUCAAAUGGUUCUUGUCGAACAUGUCGAAUGAUUGCCUGAUCACCCCGAGAAGUAAUUUUGUGACCUCAGCCUUUCCCUGGCCGUCAAUCGUAUCCUCCGGUGUUUUUAAAACUCAUAUAAGCACGAAAUCAAGAGACGCGGUAGCGACUCGACGCAGAGUAUUAAAAGAAAAAACGGGAGUGUAAAAUAAAAGCCAGCGCGAGCCCUGCCGCACUCUUAUAUAUGCGAAUAUGUCGAUUUAUGACGUCAUAACAUUUUUCGAACCGUUCUCACGGACAAACCAUUGUAGUUAAAAAUCUGAAAAUUGGUGAUGAUUUUUUUUCGAUUUUUCUCUUCAAAUAAUUGAUCUUUGUUAUUGCAAGUAAAUCCGUUCAUUCCAUCCCGAGAUAUGAUGAUUUAAGCGAUUAAAAUCGAGUACUUCGGUACGCUCUAGCCGUUUGGAGUCAGUAAGACUUAAGUAACACGCUAUCUCCUCUACUCGCGCCCAAUCGAGCGGGAGAGACAGCGCGCGAAGAUUCGUUCCCUCUCUCUCUCACACUCGUAGUAGCAUACCUGGCGAGAGAACUAUACAGUUAAAACUUUGAAAAAGUAAAAGUAACGUCAAGUAUUAAAAGUCUGUAUUUUGAGUUAAAAAAUAUUUUCAAAAAUCAAUUUCCAAAGUGAACAAAAAAAAGCUUUUAAAAGGAAUGGAAAAUUUAAAAAGUGUCUCUUCGCAUUUGAAAUUUCCACUCUCGCAUUGGAGAAUUGAACUUGCUGAAUAAAUAAUUUAAAUCGUUGCUAUUGCUUGUAAAGAAAAUAAAAAUUUCGUUGUAUGAGAA